AUGGAAGUUGACGGAGCGGACGACGAUGGAGGCGGUUGCUAUGAUGACUUCGAUACGGCAGCGAGCAUGCAUCUACCAGUCCCUGAGCAAGAAGUCCAACGUCCUUCGCGAGCAGAGCAACGACGAGUUGAAAAGAAGCCCUGGGAAGAGGCUGACGACGAUGAAGAUGACCCCACGGAGAAGUUUGUGAUGGAUCCUUUUGUGAAUUCUAAGUGGAAGACAAAACCUGUGGAGAAGGCGACAAUGACGUUACAGAAGCAAACCAUGCAGACUAACGAUUACGUCAGAGAACAUUUCUAUAUGCGCAAAAAACACAAAGCCACCGAUAAGGCCGAUGAUUGGCAAUCAGAUGCUCUAUAUCGGUUUAUCAUUGCUGUUAUGAAGAGAAGGGCAGAGGCAAAGCGGGAACGGAAAGCGAGGGCGAAGCGCUUACCGGAAGCUGUCUAUGAUGAAGAAGAUGACGCUGCCGAUGCGUGUGAUGACGAUGACAUUGAACAAGAGAUUGAACAGGAAAACAAAGAGAAUAUCCCGCCGAAAGAUGCUGUACAAAGUCAAAAAAGUGCUUAUGUGGAGCAACUCCACUUUGGAGAUAUCCAAGACGAUGACUUGCAGAACUCAAUAGAACUUGACUCUCUCUAUGGAGGUAUGUCUAUGAAAAUUGUAUCUCAGCUAUGAGU
Molecule: messenger RNA, 677 nt
Organism: Cylicostephanus goldi
Lineage: Eukaryota; Metazoa; Nematoda; Chromadorea; Rhabditida; Strongylidae
Source: the annotation of a GenBank genome assembly